AUGAGCUCUUCCAUCCCCUCUGACGGCUCUGACCAAGUUGUCAAGAUCGACCUCAGCGCUUACAGACACACUGGCACGGGCUACAGACCUACUGGCAAUGACUACACCUUCCCCGGCCCUGAAGACUUCCUCAAGUCUCUCAGCAAGCACUUCAACAAGCAGUUGGCCUCUGACCCUGUUCUGAAGGCAGAAUUCGGUCAUCACUACCACGUCAAGUUCACAGCCCUUCCCACCGGCUACACCGUAGUCAAGCACAAACGCCCCGACAAAACCCAGGAUACCGAGAUUCAUGGAAACUUCUCUGGUAUUGGCUCUUUUGUUUCGGCCCCUCAGUUCCUGAAACAUGCUAUUGCUAUCAUGAGACUGGACUUGGUCGAUUCGCUGGAGUUGAGACCUGAGUUCUUGAAGCAGCCUGAUCGUCUUGAGUGCGAGUGUGUUCUCUGCACCAGAUCCACUGCUGAGGCUUCUUGGAUCAAGAAGAAGGAGGAUCAGGAGGCUAAGAGAGGACAGCAGGAGUCUGGUGUUUGA
Aureobasidium musti is the source of this 528-nucleotide messenger RNA. The record is from the annotation of a GenBank genome assembly. NCBI's taxonomy places the organism in Eukaryota, Fungi, Ascomycota, Dothideomycetes, Dothideales, Saccotheciaceae.